AUGAGUGGAUACGAUAGUGCUUUAUCCAUUUUCUCGUAUGUACCACCACACGCCGCCAAUUGAAUUGGGGUCUAGGCCAUUUUCUUCACCACCGCCACCACCACCACUGGAUUUCCUCCACCGCUAUGAGCAUAAAAAAAUUGGAUAUACUAACGAUAUUGAUUUUUUUUUUUUUUUGCAGGCCAGAUGGACAUGUUUUCCAAGUCGAGUACGCAUCGGAAGCAGUGAAGAGAGGAACGUGCGCCGUUGGAGUCAAGGGCAGCGACGUUGUAGUUCUCGGAUGCGAAAGAAGAACAACAUUAAAGCUACAAGAUCCACGAACUACCCCAUCCAAGAUCCAGAAAAUCGAUCACCAUAUCCUCCUUGCCUUUGCGGGGCUCAAUGCUGAUGCUCGUAUCCUCAUAGAUAAAGCCCGCGUUGAAGCGCAAUCGCAUAGACUAAAUUUAGAAGAUGCUGUCAGCGUCGACUAUCUAACGAAAUACGUGGCUGGUGUCCAGCAACAGUAUACGCAAUCUGGCGGAACGAGACCUUUCGGGAUCGCGACGUUGAUUGCCGGGUUCGAUGCGUUGGACACGGUGCCCAAGUUGUACCAGACUGAGCCAUCGGGCGUUUUUAAUGCGUGGAAAGCGCACUCGAUUGGAAGAUCGGCAAAAACGGUCAAUGAGUUUUUGGAAAAGCAAUGGAAAGAUGGCUUGUCGGAAAGCGAAACUGUGAAGUUGACUGUCAAGUCGUUGUUGGAAGUUGUUCAGACUGGAGCCAAGAAUAUCGAAAUCAGCGUUAUGAAAGCUGGCGGCGUGAUUGAAAAGUUGACCAUUGAGGAGAUUAAGAAGUACGUUGAUGAAAUUGAGUCUGAAAAGGAGGCCGAGGCGGAGAAGAAGAAACCCAAGUCAAAGGAUUAG
This is a messenger RNA of Lodderomyces beijingensis, 899 nucleotides long. The record is from the annotation of a GenBank genome assembly. NCBI's taxonomy places the organism in Eukaryota, Fungi, Ascomycota, Pichiomycetes, Serinales, Debaryomycetaceae.